UACGUUGGCGACAACGGAGUUGUGGACUAUGCCGCUCUGCUCCAGGACACUGCCGUUACGCCCGUCGUUGUCCCGAUCGUGCCAACGGCUACGGCUGUCGCUCCUGACGUUUCCUCGUCUGUCGCCGCCAGCGCCUCUUCUGACGCCCCUGAGACGGCGGCUACCCAGACUGCCACUCCCUCUCGCCGGGGGUUUUUUCAGGAGAAGCGGGAGAAGCGUGAUGUAGAGCCCCACUGGGACGCAGCUGCAUGCCCCAGCUCCGGUUCGAGCCCAGGACCCGUCCUGACGCCUGACACGGCCGAAAACUUCAAGGGAAACAGCUGGCUCUCCCAGGUCUAUGCUCAGAAUGCCGGCGCCCCCGCCGGCUUCAGCAGGGUCUACGUCGGCGCUGAUGGUAUCCCCAAGGGUGACAGCUCCUCGAUCACCCAGGCCAUCAUUCCCCUGAGCAGCUACGACGUUAAUAGCUGCAAGGGCGCGUGCGACUACUACAACUGCCAGGCUUUCAGUGUCUUCAUGUCCCGCGACACGUACGUCGACAUGGACACUGUUGACCUCAGCCAGUGCAACAACCCUCCCAGCGUGACCACGUUCAGCUGCGCCGUCUUCGGUUCCACCAUCACCAAGGACAUGAUCAACGAGUUUGGCCAGACCAAGGGCGACUACUUCCAGACGGCCAUUGCCGCCGCCAACGGCUACGUCCGCGACGACAUCUACCGCGACAUCAGCGGCUACUCUGGCACAACCUACCCCGGUGGAACGACGAGCAACGGCGACACGGCCCAGUACCUCCUCGAGGUCUACAACCCCAACGAGAAUGCCGGCGCGAUCGGCUACUCGCCCGAGGUUUGCGCCGCAAGGUGCGAUGGCUCUAGCAACUGCGCUGGCUUCGAUGCUGCUGAGAUUCUCGCCGACGGCAACUUCGCAGCCACCCAGUGCCUCCUUUACACUACUGUCAUCGGACAGGACCAGGGCAACAACGCGGGCCAGUGGGGCACCGAUGGCAAGUGGUACUCCUUCCAACCCUCGGUGUUUUACUCCAAG
Acaromyces ingoldii is the source of this 1041-nucleotide messenger RNA. RefSeq lists its product as hypothetical. The annotation marks the transcript as partial. NCBI's taxonomy places the organism in Eukaryota, Fungi, Basidiomycota, Exobasidiomycetes, Exobasidiales, Cryptobasidiaceae. The record is from RefSeq and is a predicted model, not a curated record. The transcript is spliced from 2 exons.